AUGGACAGAGUGUGGGGGAAAGUCAAGAAUGCGACGAAAAUAAUGUCGUCCUCGGAGGAGGAUGGCGAUUCGGAACAGUCUACUGCUGUCCAUAAGGCCAUGUUAAGGUACUAUGAAGAGCAUGGUCAGAUGCCUCCAGAGUGGUUGGCUCCUCGCAGAGCUCACCAACAUCAAGCGCAUUUGCAAUCGCAAACACAAUCACCAUCUCGAUCGCAAAAUUCUCAGCAACAAUCCUACCAACAAGCGCCUCAACCCACGCAGAAAUAUGAGCAGCCGCAAGCCGGCCGUUCAGCCAGCGCUACCAACACUGAGCCCGUUCAGCGCCGGCCACCAAUAUCAAUUGCUCAAUCGAUGGGCCAUCUCAACAUUUCCACCAGACCGACAGGUUCCACUCCGGGAAGGCAGCCGAGUGCUAACUCACGGAUGAUGGAGAAGAUGCGUUCUGGACAAUCUGCGCGGAUUGCGAGGAGGACUUGA
Messenger RNA from Kuraishia capsulata CBS 1993, 477 nucleotides. RefSeq lists its product as uncharacterized. The transcript has a single exon. The record is from RefSeq and is a predicted model, not a curated record. The coding region runs from base 1 to 477 and encodes 158 amino acids. NCBI's taxonomy places the organism in Eukaryota, Fungi, Ascomycota, Pichiomycetes, Pichiales, Pichiaceae.